AUUUUGCAACAACAUCACAUAAAAAAGCUUAGUUUAAUCCCAAAAAGAAGAACCCUGUUCCUCACUCUCUCAUACUAGUUUCAACCUUUUUGUUCUUCCUUUCACACCAUUUCUUUAUCCUUCAAUCAAGACAAGGUUGGAGACAACCAUAGCCCUCUCUGCUUGCAUUUCUCUCUCUAUGAGCUGAAACAUACAAUAAAGUGUGUUUGGGCCACUUCUGCUUUACCAAGCUGAGGGAACAGAACAGAAGGUUUAUUACCAUCAAUAUCAUUCAUUGCUGUCAUGGGCUUCAAGCUCAAAACAUGGAAUGUGCUAGUGUUGUUUGUGCUUGCAUGUUCUCUGCUUGGUCAUGCUGCAGCUUCUGUGUCCUAUGACCAUAAAGCAAUCACCAUCAAUGGACAAAGAAGGAUACUGCUUUCUGGGUCCAUUCACUACCCCAGAAGUACACCUGAGAUGUGGCCAGAUCUUAUCCAAAAGGCUAAGGAAGGAGGUUUGGAUGUGAUUCAGACUUAUGUUUUCUGGAAUGGUCAUGAACCUUCACAGGGCAAGUACUAUUUUGAGGGUAACUAUGAUUUGGUCAAGUUCAUAAAGCUGGUGCAGCAAGCUGGCCUCUAUGUUCACCUGAGAAUUGGUCCUUAUGUCUGUGCUGAGUGGAAUUUUGGUGGUUUCCCUGUGUGGCUCAAGUAUGUUCCAGGUAUCAGCUUCAGAACAGACAAUGGGCCAUUUAAGUAUCAAAUGCAAAGGUUUACCAACAAGAUUGUCAAUAUGAUGAAGGCGGAAAGGUUAUACGAGACUCAGGGUGGUCCAAUUAUUCUAUCCCAGAUUGAAAAUGAAUAUGGACCUAUGGAGUACGAAAUCGGCUCUCCUGGUAAAGCCUACUCUCAGUGGGCAGCAAGUAUGGCUAUAGGACUUGGUACUGGGGUUCCAUGGGUUAUGUGCAAGCAAGAUGAUGCUCCUGAUCCUAUUAUUAACACUUGCAACGGCUUCUAUUGUGAUUAUUUCUCUCCAAAUAAGGCUUACAAACCAAAGAUGUGGACAGAAGCUUGGACUGGCUGGUAUACUGAGUUUGGAGGUCCUGUUCCUCAUAGACCAGCUGAGGACUUGGCAUUUUCAGUUGCAAGAUUCAUACAGAAAGGAGGAUCAUUUGUCAAUUAUUACAUGUAUCAUGGGGGAACAAAUUUUGGUAGAACUGCUGGUGGACCCUUUAUUGCCACGAGCUAUGAUUAUGAUGCACCUCUUGAUGAAUACGGACUUCUCCAGCAACCUAAGUGGGGUCAUUUGAAGGAUUUACACAGAGCAAUAAAGCUUUGCGAACCUGCUUUAGUUUCUGGAGAUCCCACUGUAACUCGACUUGGAAACUAUGGAGAGGCCCAUGUUUUUAAAUCAAAGUCUGGAGCUUGUGCUGCAUUCCUUGCAAAUUACAACCCAAAAUCCUAUGCAACAGUGGUGUUUGGGAAUCAGCAUUACAACUUACCUCCUUGGUCUAUAAGCAUUCUUCCUAACUGCAAGCACACUGUUUAUAACACAGCAAGGGUUGGUUCCCAAAGCACACAGAUGAAGAUGACCCGUGUUCCUAUUCAUGGAGGACUCUCUUGGAGAUCAUUUAAUGAAGAGACAACCACUACUGAUGAUAGUUCCUUCACUGUGACUGGCCUGUUGGAGCAGAUAAAUGCAACCAGAGAUUUAUCUGACUACUUGUGGUACUCCACAGAUGUUGUGAUCAAUCCCAAUGAAGGAUUUUUUAGGAAUGGAAAGAAUCCUUUUCUCACAGUAUUAUCUGCUGGGCAUGCUUUGCAUGUUUUUGUCAAUGGUCAGCUAUCUGGCACUGCAUAUGGAAGCUUAGAAUUCCCCAAACUAACCUUUAGUGAGGGUGUGAAGCUUAGAGCUGGUGUUAACAAAAUCUCCCUUCUAAGUGUUGCAGUUGGUCUUCCGAAUGUUGGUCCACAUUUUGAAACAUGGAAUGCUGGUGUUCUUGGCCCAAUUACAUUAAAUGGUCUCAAUGAGGGGAGAAGGGACUUAACAUGGCAGAAGUGGUCAUACAAGAUUGGUCUUAAAGGUGAAUCCUUGAGUCUUCAUUCUCUCAGUGGGAGUUCCUCUGUUGAGUGGAUUCAAGGGUAUUUAGUUUCCCGAAGGCAGCCAUUGACUUGGUACAAAACUACUUUUGAUGCCCCGGCCGGAGUUGCACCGUUGGCUUUAGACAUGGAAAGCAUGGGCAAAGGUCAAGUGUGGAUAAAUGGACAGAGUCUCGGUCGCUACUGGCCAGCGUAUAAAGCAUCCGGUUCUUGUGAUUACUGCAACUAUGCAGGAACUUAUCAUGAGAAGAAAUGUGGAAGUAACUGCGGCGAGGCUUCUCAGCGUUGGUACCAUGUUCCACAUUCAUGGCUGAAGCCAACUGGAAACUUAUUGGUUGUGUUUGAGGAAUUGGGUGGGGAUCCCAAUGGGAUCUCUUUGGUUAGAAGGGAUAUAGAUAGUGCCUGUGCUGAUAUUUAUGAGUGGCAGCCUAAUCUUGUAAGUUAUCAGAUGCAAGCUUCUGGAAAAGUCAGCGCACCUGUGAGACCAAAAGCACAUUUGUCAUGUGGUCCAGGACAAAAAAUCUCAUCAAUCAAAUUCGCUAGCUUCGGCACUCCGGUAGGGUCUUGCGGCAACUAUCAUGAAGGAAGCUGUCAUGCUCACAAGUCAUAUGAUGCCUUUGAAAGGAGUUGUGUUGGACAAAACCAGUGUGCAGUGACAGUGGCCCCUGAAAUUUUUGGAGGAGAUCCAUGUCCAAAUGUCAUGAAGAAACUCUCAGUGGAGGCCGUAUGCACUUGAUCAUUUUCAACCUCAGAAAAUAAAUGGAAUAAAGUUUCCAAGUUGUUUUUCUUUUCCUGCAAUUCAACCCAAGGUUUUGGUGUCAACUAAGUUUCUACUUCUAGAUCACCACAAGCAUUGAUUUGGCUUUUACCAAGGUGAAGUUGCAAAUGAACACAACACACCUUCUGGUUGAAAAGCCUAUAGGGAUUGCUGGGAUGAUUGUGUUUUAUGUGUACAUAUGUAUUGGUGUUGAGCCUGUUAUACAAAGGUGAGGUGAAGGAAGGUGAAAAGUUGCUUGUUCCACAUUGAGACGACAUAGAUUGAGUCCAUGUGCAAAUUGGUUUUUUAUUUGUGUGGAAGCCUCUUGCUUCUUGUAAUAUUAUAAUUUUCCCUUGGAGAUGGGUGGAGAGAGCAAUUCAGUUACUCUCCUUUUAAGAAACCUUACAAUGUAAUAAGAUCAACUAUCAAGCAUGCUUAAUUCAGUCAUGUUUUUCUUUCAA
Lotus japonicus is the source of this 3290-nucleotide messenger RNA. RefSeq names its product beta-galactosidase 1. The record is from RefSeq and is a predicted model, not a curated record. Gene Ontology annotation, molecular function: beta-galactosidase activity; carbohydrate binding. NCBI's taxonomy places the organism in Eukaryota, Viridiplantae, Streptophyta, Magnoliopsida, Fabales, Fabaceae. Gene Ontology annotation, biological process: carbohydrate metabolic process. The coding region runs from base 283 to 2808 and encodes 841 amino acids. The transcript has 19 exons. Gene Ontology annotation, cellular component: cell wall; vacuole.